Rotaria sp. Silwood2 is the source of this 732-nucleotide messenger RNA. The record is from the annotation of a GenBank genome assembly. Lineage: Eukaryota; Metazoa; Rotifera; Eurotatoria; Philodinida; Philodinidae.
AUGGCAGAAAUAUAUACUCUUCAAACACCAGAAAACUUAAAUUAUAGUUAUGAUCGUCGUUUAUCAUCAGCAAGUAUUAAGAAUAAUAGUCGAAGUUCGCUCAUCUCUGAAGAAAAUUCAUAUGAACAAAGACCACAAAUGUAUUAUCUAAGAUUAAAUGAUGGUCAACAAAAAUCAUCAUAUGACCAACAAAAAUUAUCUUCAUCAUCAAUCGAUGGAAAUUUUCGUUCAUCAUCAAUUCAACCUGAAUUAUAUCAUCUUAAAGUUGAAGGAAAUGAUAUUGCAAAUUCAAAUUAUCGUUCAUCAUCGGUAAUGAUUAAUGCAAAACGAAAAUCAUCAAUACCAUAUCAAUCUUUAAAUGAACAAAAACCAGAAGUUUAUUACAUAAGUGCAGAAGAUAAGAACCCAUCGCUUUACAAUAGACGAUCACCAUUUCCGAACAAUAUUCAUCAACAAAAUAAUUUAAAUGAAGCCAUAAUACAUUCGAAUAGUUCAUCUGAAGGAAAAAUCAUAACAUAUAUGAUUAAAACACCUAAAGAAGAUGAGUUUCAAUCACCUAUUCAACGUACUCCAUCAUCUCGUAUACGCCGUAGUAAGAAAAAACCAAUCGUAUCAUGUGACAUGGAUGAUGAUGAUAAUGGUGAAAAGGGUUUAUCAAAUAAACAAGAUGAUUUUCCAAUAGGACCACAUGAUGUAUCAGCAUAUAUUCGUUAUGUACCAUUAUCACAAUAA